Molecule: messenger RNA, 2475 nt
Organism: Microdochium trichocladiopsis
Lineage: Eukaryota; Fungi; Ascomycota; Sordariomycetes; Xylariales; Microdochiaceae
Product: DNA replication licensing factor mcm7
Exons: 4
Coding region: 1-2475 (824 amino acids)
Biological process (GO): DNA replication initiation; DNA strand elongation involved in DNA replication; double-strand break repair via break-induced replication
Cellular component (GO): nucleus; MCM complex
Molecular function (GO): single-stranded DNA binding; ATP hydrolysis activity; ATP binding
Source: RefSeq, a predicted model, not a curated record
AUGGCUUUGCUUCAGUACAAGAGCAUUGUCGACUAUGAGGCGCAGCAGCGUGCCUUUGAGGAGUUCCUCCAGGGAUUCAAGACGUCCCCAGAACAGUCCAUAGCCCACGCCAUUGGGCAGAUCAGCAUCGACGAGGAGGACCUUAGCGAUGACGACUACGACUUCCUCGAUGAGACCGAAGGGUCGCGAAGCCGCCGGCGCACCAACAAUGUCUCUAAAGAGCCAACAUACAAAUAUGCCGACAUGCUGCAGAAGCUGGCUGACCGCACACUCGAUGAGGUGCUCAUAGAAUUGGAUGAUGUCGCUUCGUUUGAGGCGGAUCAGGAAGGAGCCCUGAAGCUAGUGGAAUCGAUCGAGAACAACACCAAGCACUAUGUCGAAGUCGUUUCCAGGGCUAUCGACAGCAAGAUCCCCCCUCCGGCUGCAGGCGUAACCUUUAAGGACGAUGUUCUCGAUGUCAUUAUGGAGCGCAGGCAAGCACGGAACCGUGAUCUCGCAGAUAUCGCUGCCAGCACAAACAACCCCGAGCUCCUCGAGUCAACGUUCCCGGCGCAACUCACACGACGGUACACACUCGUCUUCAAGCCAAGAACCUCGACUGCCGAUCAUCCAGUCAAGGCCUUGGCUGUGCGCGAGGUACGAGGCGAGCACCUUGGUCACCUGAUCACAAUCCGCGGUAUCGCUACCCGCGUAUCGGAUGUCAAGCCUGUCGUGCAAGUCGGAGCGUAUACUUGCGAUCGCUGUGGUUGCGAGAUCUUCCAACCCGUGAAUGACAAGCACUACACACCGCUCACCGUCUGUCCGUCCCAAGAGUGCCAAGCCAAUCAGGCCAAGGGCCAGCUCUUCCAGUCUUCACGAGCGUCCAAGUUUCUGCCAUUCCAGGAAGUCAAGGUCCAAGAAAUGGCCGAGCAAGUGCCCAUUGGCCAGAUUCCACGCACUUUGACUGUCAUGUGCUACGGCAGCGCAGUGCGUCAGAUCAACCCGGGCGAUGUCGUUGACAUCUCUGGCAUCUUCCUCCCAACGCCAUAUACUGGUUUCCAGGCAAUGCGCGCAGGCCUCUUGACCGAUACAUACGUCGAGGCGCACCACAUUGUUCAGCACAAGAAGGCGUACAGCGAAAUGUUCAUUGAUGAGAAGCUUAUGAGGCGCAUCAGUACAUUCAGCCAGUCUGGUGCUGUCUACGAGAUGCUUGCCAAGUCCAUUGCGCCCGAGAUCUUUGGCCACCUCGACGUAAAGAAGGCACUUCUCCUGCUUCUCGUUGGUGGUGUCACAAAGACGAUGGGAGACGGCAUGCGGAUCCGUGGCGACAUCAACAUCCUGCUGAUGGGCGACCCCGGUGUGGCAAAGUCGCAACUGAUGAAGUACAUUUCCAAGGUCGCCCCUAGGGGUGUGUACACGUCUGGUCGUGGAUCCAGUGGUGUCGGUCUGACUGCCGCAGUCAUGCGCGAUCCCGUCACGGACGAGAUGGUGCUCGAAGGAGGUGCCCUGGUCUUGGCUGACAACGGCAUCUGCUGUAUCGACGAGUUUGACAAGAUGGACGAGAACGAUCGCACAGCGAUUCACGAGGUCAUGGAGCAACAGACGAUCUCCAUUUCCAAGGCCGGCAUUUCGACCACACUGAACGCGCGGACAUCAAUUCUGGCGGCUGCUAACCCUAUUUAUGGCCGUUACAACCCUCGCAUCUCCCCUGUGGAGAACAUCAACCUACCUGCUGCCCUGCUAUCGCGUUUCGAUGUCCUCUUCCUCCUGCUGGACACGCCUACGCGCGACAGUGAUGCACAGCUUGCGAAGCACGUAGCCUAUGUGCACAUGCACAGCAAGCACCCUGACCUCUAUGCAGACAACGGCAACGGCGAGAAUGGCGCAUCACCGAACGUUGUCUUCACCCCACACGAGGUCCGCGCCUACGUUGCACAGGCCAGGACAUACCGCCCAACUGUCCCGGAGUCUGUGACGGAAUACCUGACCAAAACCUACGUGCGCCUGCGUGAGUCGCAACGUCGUGCUGAGAAGAAGAAUCAACAGUUUACCCACACCACACCCAGAACCCUCUUGGGUGUCGUCCGUCUUGCCCAGGCGCUUGCUCGUCUGCGGUUCGCCAGCGAAGUCAGCCAGGAUGAUGUGGACGAAGCAUUGCGCCUGAUCGAAGCCAGCAAGGACAGCCUCGCGGCCCACGAAGGUACUGGUGGCAGGCGUACUCAGAACGCCCAAAGCCGUAUUUACAACCUCGUCAAGACGCUUGCCGACAGCGGAGCGUGCAGGCCUGACGACGAGGACGAGGAUGAGGAUGGGACCGUGGAACUUAGCAUGCGCAAGGUGCGCGAGCGUGUCUUGGCAAAGGGUUUCACGGAAGACCAAUGGCUCAGCACGCUGGACGAGUAUACUAGCCUGGAUGUUUGGCAAACUGCUGGCAAUGGCAGCCGCCUGGUGUUUGUCACAUCCAACGACGAUGCGAAUGACGACGACAUGGAAUGA